AUGAUUACACGCAAUCCAAUUGUGCCGGAAAACCACGUUUCGAAUCCAGUAACGGAUUACGAGUUUAAUCAGGAUCAAUCGUGCCUUAUUCUAUCUACUUUGAAGAGUUUUGAGAUUUACAAUGUGCAUCCUGUAGCACACAUCAUGAGCCAGGAGAUGCGACAUCUAAGCAAGGUUCGGAUGUUGCAUCGGACAAACUAUGUUGCAUUUGUGACUGGAGUGAAGGAAGUGGUGCACAUCUGGGACGAUGUGAAGAAACAAGAUGUGUCAAGAAUUAAGGUUGAUGCGCCUGUGAAGGAUCUGUUCCUCUCGCGAGAGUUCAUUGUGGUAUCAUAUGGGGACGUUAUAUCUGUUUUCAAGUUUGGGAACCCCUGGAAACGGAUAACUGAUGAUAUACGGUUUGGAGGGGUUUGUGAGUUUUCGAACGGGCUGCUGGUGUACUCGAACGAGUUCAACCUGGGCCAGAUUCACAUAACAAAGCUACAAUCAUCCGGUAGUGCAACGACACAGGACCAGGGUGUGCAACAAAAGGCAAUACUUGGGAAAGGUGUUCUGAUAAAAGCCCACACGAAUCCGAUCAAGAUGGUAAGGUUAAACAGGAAAAGCGAUAUGGUAGCGACGUGUUCACAGGACGGAACCAUUAUUCGGGUGUUCAAGACGGAGGACGGGGUGUUGGUACGAGAGUUCAGGAGAGGUCUGGACAGGGCCGAUGUUGUGGAUAUGAAAUGGUCUACGGAUGGGUCGAAGCUUGCUGUUGUGAGUGACAAAUGGACGUUGCACGUCUUUGAGAUCUUCAACGACCAGGACAACAAGAGACACGCUCUUAAAGGAUGGAUCAACAUGAAGUAUUUCCAGAGCGAAUGGAGUUUAUGCAAUUUCAAGUUGAGUGUGGAUAAACACGUUCGCGGGUGCAAGAUUGCGUGGAUAUCGGAGUCGUCGUUGGUGGUGGUGUGGCCCCACACAAGGAUGAUUGAGACGUUCAAGGUGGUUUUCGACGACGAGAUGGAGCGGUGGUUGAUCCAGAUGGAUCAAAGGGAGCAACUAAUGAUCUGA
This is a messenger RNA of Kluyveromyces marxianus DMKU3-1042, 1053 nucleotides long. It is a transcript of the gene HSV2, whose product is annotated as phosphatidylinositol-3,5-bisphosphate binding protein HSV2. Bases 1 to 1053 code for a protein of 350 amino acids. The record is from RefSeq and is a predicted model, not a curated record. Gene Ontology annotation, molecular function: phosphatidylinositol-3-phosphate binding; phosphatidylinositol-3,5-bisphosphate binding; protein binding. Gene Ontology annotation, biological process: protein localization to phagophore assembly site; autophagy of mitochondrion; protein lipidation. NCBI's taxonomy places the organism in Eukaryota, Fungi, Ascomycota, Saccharomycetes, Saccharomycetales, Saccharomycetaceae. The transcript has a single exon. Gene Ontology annotation, cellular component: extrinsic component of membrane; phagophore assembly site membrane; cytosol.